Humulus lupulus (European hop) is the source of this 1797-nucleotide messenger RNA. RefSeq names its product elongation factor 1-alpha. The transcript is spliced from 3 exons. Gene Ontology annotation, molecular function: translation elongation factor activity; GTP binding; GTPase activity. NCBI's taxonomy places the organism in Eukaryota, Viridiplantae, Streptophyta, Magnoliopsida, Rosales, Cannabaceae. Gene Ontology annotation, biological process: translation; translational elongation. The record is from RefSeq and is a predicted model, not a curated record. Bases 152 to 1495 code for a protein of 447 amino acids.
UAUUUAUUUUUGAGGGCUUCGGCUAUAAAUAGAGGACGCAGUGGCUCACAAACCCUACCCCUGACUUCGUUCGCUGAGCUGCUGCAGAGAAAUAAUUUUUCAUUCUUCGCGGCCACUUCGAUUUCUUCUGAGUUUACAAUUUUGAUUCGUAAUGGGUAAGGAAAAGAUCCAUAUCAACAUCGUCGUCAUCGGCCAUGUCGACUCCGGCAAGUCGACCACAACUGGUCACCUUAUCUAUAAGCUUGGAGGAAUUGACAAGCGUGUGAUUGAGAGGUUCGAGAAGGAAGCUGCUGAAAUGAACAAGAGGUCAUUCAAGUAUGCUUGGGUUCUUGACAAGCUUAAGGCUGAGCGUGAGCGUGGUAUCACUAUUGACAUUGCCCUGUGGAAGUUUGAGACCACCAAGUACUACUGCACAGUCAUCGAUGCUCCCGGACAUCGUGACUUUAUCAAGAACAUGAUUACUGGGACUUCACAGGCUGACUGUGCUGUUCUCAUCAUUGAUUCCACCACUGGUGGUUUUGAAGCUGGUAUCUCCAAGGAUGGACAGACCCGUGAGCAUGCUCUUCUUGCCUUCACCCUUGGUGUCAGGCAGAUGAUCUGUUGCUGUAACAAGAUGGAUGCCACCACACCCAAAUACUCCAAGGCCAGGUAUGAGGAAAUUGUGAAGGAAGUCUCUUCCUACUUGAAGAAGGUUGGGUACAACCCUGACAAAAUCCCAUUCGUUCCCAUCUCUGGUUUCGAAGGAGACAACAUGAUUGAAAGGUCUACCAACCUUGACUGGUACAAGGGUCCCACUCUUCUUGAAGCUCUUGACAACCUCUCUGAGCCCAAGAGACCCUCAGACAAGCCCCUCCGUCUUCCACUUCAGGAUGUCUACAAGAUUGGUGGUAUUGGAACUGUACCAGUGGGUCGUGUUGAGACUGGUGUCAUCAAGCCUGGUAUGGUUGUCACUUUUGCUCCCACUGGUCUGACCACUGAAGUUAAGUCUGUUGAGAUGCACCACGAGGCUCUUCUGGAGGCUCUUCCUGGUGACAAUGUCGGCUUCAAUGUUAAGAAUGUCGCAGUUAAGGAUCUCAAGCGUGGUUAUGUUGCAUCCAACUCUAAGGAUGAUCCUGCCAAGGAGGCUGCUAACUUCACUGCCCAAGUCAUUAUCAUGAACCACCCUGGUCAAAUUGGCAAUGGCUAUGCCCCAGUUCUCGACUGCCACACCUGCCACAUUGCUGUCAAGUUUGCUGAAAUCCUGACCAAGAUUGACCGUAGGUCUGGUAAGGAGCUUGAGAAGGAACCCAAGUUCUUGAAGAACGGUGAUGCCGGUAUGGUUAAGAUGGUUCCAACCAAGCCCAUGGUGGUCGAAACCUUCGCUGAGUACCCACCCCUUGGCCGUUUUGCUGUCCGUGACAUGCGUCAGACCGUUGCUGUUGGUGUUAUCAAGAAUGUGGAGAAGAAGGACCCAUCAGGAGCCAAGGUCACCAAGUCUGCUGCCAAGAAGAAGUGACUUGUGCAAAUGGAAAUUGCUGUGGAUGGUGUUUCGAAGUACUAUUUAUCUUUCUAUCGUAAUAAGUUGUUUUAUUUUUACUGUGUGGUUUUGAACUAUUUAUUGAGUUUUGUUUGGGGUCGUUUUAGUUUGUGCUCGCUUUCCAGUCGUUGCACUCAGAAUUGGGUGCUUGACAGGCGGUGGUCACUUUUCGUUUGAGUUUGUUUUGCACUAUGUUGUUCCUGAACAGUUUUAUUUAGGUCUUGUCGAACAUUUCGAGUGUCAAAGAAAAUUUAUUAUAUUAUUAGCUUUACAAUGUCGAA